Camelina sativa (false flax) is the source of this 1571-nucleotide messenger RNA. NCBI's taxonomy places the organism in Eukaryota, Viridiplantae, Streptophyta, Magnoliopsida, Brassicales, Brassicaceae. The record is from RefSeq and is a predicted model, not a curated record.
GCCAGCAGCAGCAGGAACCGGAGCCGGAGCUAGAGCUCUUCCUUUGCGUUCGGAAGAUAUGGCAGAAUCUCGCAGCAAUAGAGCGGCCGUUCAGGCUACUAACGACGAUGCAUCCGCCAGUAAAUUGUCUUGUGUCAAAAAGGGAUAUAUGAACGACGACUAUGUUCACCUCUUUGUGAAAAGGCCUGUUCGAAGAUCUCCCAUCAUUAAUCGAGGUUACUUUUCCCGUUGGGCUGCCUUCCGAAAGCUUCUCUCUCAGUUUCUAGAAACUUCUUCUCCAGCCAAGAAACAGAUACUCUCACUCGGAGCUGGCUUUGAUACUACGUUUUUUCAAUUGCUGGAUGAGGGGAAAGGCCCCAAUUUGUAUGUAGAGUUGGAUUUUAAGGAGGUAACAAGUAAGAAGGCUUCUGUUAUUCAAAACUCCAGCCAACUGAGGGACAAACUUGGAGCUAAUGCAUCUAUUUCUAUUGAGGAAGGCCAAGUGCUCAGUGAUCAUUACAAGUUACUUCCAGUUGACCUGCGUGAUAUACCAAAAUUAAGAGAUGUUAUAUCCUUUGCAGAUAUGGAUCCAAGUCUGCCGACAUUUAUUAUUGCAGAAUGUGUUUUGAUUUAUCUGGACCCCGUUUCAAGCCGUGCCAUCGUCAAUUGGGCCUCAAAAAUGUUUACUACUGCAGUAUUUUUCUUAUAUGAGCAGAUCCAUCCAGAUGAUGCAUUUGGACAUCAAAUGAUUAGAAAUUUGGAGAGUCGGGGGUGUGCACUCUUAAGCAUUGAUGCAUCACCAACUUUACUUGCAAAGGAGAGAUUGUUUCUUGACAACGGAUGGCAGAGGGCUGUUGCCUGGGACAUGCUAAAAGUGUAUGGUAGUUUUGUUGAUACUCAAGAAAAACGCAGGAUCGAGCGAUUGGAGUUGUUUGACGAAUUUGAAGAGUGGCACAUGAUGCAGGAACAUUACUGCGUCGCAUAUGCUGUCAAUGACGCAGUGGGAAUAUUUGGAGAUUUCGGUUUCACAAGAGAAGGGGGCAGUGAAAGUGAAAGCAUGGACAUCUCAUCAGCAUCGUCACCCUGAAAAAGGAGGAGAGUUUUGUAUUGCAUGGGUGGGAUCCCCGGAAAUUGCUGCAACUGGUACAUUAGUUUAGACCUAUUUAUCAGUUGGUGGAAAACCCGUGGUGGUGGGUAGAGGAAUCUGAUGGUGCUUUACCAAAUUUGUUUAGGAAUGACGAUGGGUUGGUUGGUUGUAGACGGAAUGUGAUUGAUUGCACUUGCACACAGAGUCGAGUCCUAGAAAGAGGCCUUUCUUUGGGUGUUGAGCAGAUAAACAAAGGGAAAACACGAACUCUUGUCUGCAUUGUUUGAAAUAAGAAAUGCUGCUACUUGAUUGAUGGACAUGUGAAUUAGUAAGGCCUAUUGGUCGCACUUUUACCCUUCGGGUUAUGUGGGCUGGGCCUCCAAAUGUGUCUUCUUGUUUUUUUUUUUUUUUUUUUUUUACAGCAGUUUCAAAAGGUCUUGUUGUGUGUACAACAAAGAAAGAAGAAAAACGCACUCUCAAAUACUAUGUUUUUUCUUUUAUUUUA